Teleopsis dalmanni is the source of this 2403-nucleotide messenger RNA. RefSeq names its product cilia- and flagella-associated protein 52. Gene Ontology annotation, biological process: cilium assembly. NCBI's taxonomy places the organism in Eukaryota, Metazoa, Arthropoda, Insecta, Diptera, Diopsidae. The record is from RefSeq and is a predicted model, not a curated record. Gene Ontology annotation, molecular function: protein binding. The transcript is spliced from 11 exons. The coding region runs from base 109 to 2346 and encodes 745 amino acids.
UAAGUCAGAAAAUUUGGUUUUUAAAACUUGUCUGUUUAAAAUUAAAUAAUACACUGUUUUAUAUUUGUACCUGUUUUUCAAAAAGUUCGUUCAUUCAACACAUUUAAGAUGGAUCCUAUAAUCGAUGCUAAAAGGGACCCUACAAUUACCCUCUUACAGCCACGUGCUAUAUUUGGGCUUAACGGAAGUGUUGUAGGUGGUGUGCAAAUUCACAAGGAUAAUAAUCACUUGCUUUACCCAAUAGGCUCAAAAAUUGCUAUAGCCGAUUUAAAGACUAAUGCUCAAACCUUUUUAUCUGGGCAUAAUAAAGCUGUUUCUUGUCUAGACAUUAGUCCAAGUGGCCGCUUUAUAGCUUCUGGUCAAGUGAACCACAUGGGUUUUCGUGCGCAUGUAAUUCUAUGGGAUUGGGAGAAAAAAGAAGAGCUUACUAGACACGAUUUACACAAAGUAUGCGUGCAGUCUCUUUCAUUUAGUGCAGAGGACAAAUACUUAAUAUCGUUGGGUGGAGAGGAUGACCGUACUGUCAUUGUAUUUGAUGUGGCUACAUAUACUCCUUUCUGUCGCUCUAAUUCAUCUAGGGGAAUUUCUGGAAAUCCAUUACAUGUACGUUCACUACAUCACGACUCUUCUUUCUUUGUAACCGCUGGAGAUCGACAUUUACGUUUGUGGUCUAUAUUGCAAGACCAGAAGAAACUUCAUGUUCAUGAUAUACAUGUUGGCAAACACCAAAGAACAUACACUGACAUUGAAAUAGAUGAAUGUGACGAAAUACUUUUUCUUGGAACUUUGACUGGAGAUUUAGUUAAAGUUAAACUUAAUUGUUGUGAUAAGGUAAAUGUAACAAAACCCGGUCAUAUUGCUGCCAUGAUUGGUUCAUUUGGCACACAUUAUCCGCGUAAGCCAUAUGGAAGAGAUUGCUUAAGAUAUGGUUGCGGUAUUCGACGACUUGUUAUUGUAGAUAAAGGUUUGAUAUUGAUUGGGGCAGGAGAUGGUACAGUAGAGCUGGUUGAUGAACGUCCAGAAGUAACUAUGGAAUAUUUUAAAAGUUAUCCAAGUCCAACUUGGCCAGUUCUAAGAACACUUAAAACUAUUAAAGUAAAUGGACCCAUUUCGUCAUUGGUAAAGGCUAAACCAUACCAAUAUUUUAUUAGUACAGAGAAGAAUGAAAUAUAUUAUUUGCUAGUUAAAGAUUUUUCUUUAAAAUUAUUAAAAACAUGCCACAAUCAACCAGUUUACUCUAUUGUGUUUCCACGAAAUCUCUCAUCUGUUUUCGCUACGGGUGGCCAUGAAAACAUACGUAUAUGGUCUGCUACACUCUUGCAGGAGCUUUUACGUAUUAUGGUUUAUAAUUUUCAAUGUUCUGCAUUAGCAUUUGCUUUUGAUGGAAGCAGUAUUGUAUCGGUUUGGAAUGAUGGGGUUAUUCGCGCUUUUACACCUUUAACUGGACGUCUUAUAUAUGCAAUUCCAAAUGCACAUAAUAAAGGUUGUAGUGCUUUAGCCGUCUCUAAAACUGGUCGCAUUAUUGUUACUGGAGGUAUUGAAGGACAGGUUCGCGUAUGGAAAAUUGAACCAUUUCGACAGAGCUUAGUUGCUGUGCUUAAAGAUCAUUCAGGUUCAGUAACUUGCUUGGAUUUCAAUCAUUUAGAUACUGAAGUCAUUUCGUCUAGUAGUGAUGGUUCUUGUGUCAUUUGGGACAUUAAUCGAAUGACACGUAAAAAAGUAUUUACUGCAAAUACACAAUUUAUGACUGCUCGUUACUAUCCAACAGGUGUUCAGGUAUUAACAUGUGGUUCCGAUGGUUGUAUUAAUUAUUGGAUGGUUUACAACGGUAGUUUGCUGCGUGAAAUAGAAGGAUCUAGAAAGUAUUCCAUGAAUUGUGUUUCCAUUAGUAGUAAUGGCGGUUACUUUUGCUCGGCUGGGAGUGAUCAAACAGUAAAAUUCUGGGAUUAUAAUCGUGGUAUCGUACUAUGUACUGGAGUUGAUCACGCGUCUGCUGUUAUAAGUUGUACGAUGAGUCCAUGUGGAAAAUUCUGUGUUAGUGGCUGCUUGGAUGGAACAGUAAUAGUCUGGAAUAUACCAGAGGAAUACUGGUACAAUAAUGACGAAGAUACUGAGAAAGCAGAAACCACCUCCCUACCAAAAACAGAUUCGAAAUCUAAAUUUGCUAAUGUUGAAUCAAAAGUGAUUACAUCUUCUUUGCCUAAAAUACCUUCUAAGGAAAAUGUGGAUGAUUUACAAACCAAAAAGCAUAAUGGAGUUAUAUGUGUAGAUUGCCCUGCGGUAGAUAAAACUAAAAUGCCCGAUUUAAAUGAACAAUGCAAUUACGUGCCGGAUGUUAAAUGUUAAUUUUAUUUUUGUAUUCUAAAUAUUUUUCAAAUAAAAAAUCUAUCCUUAUAAAAUAAA